Fragaria vesca subsp. vesca is the source of this 2721-nucleotide messenger RNA. RefSeq lists its product as uncharacterized. Gene Ontology annotation, molecular function: sequence-specific DNA binding; DNA-binding transcription factor activity; calmodulin binding. Gene Ontology annotation, biological process: regulation of salicylic acid biosynthetic process. Gene Ontology annotation, cellular component: nucleus. The coding region runs from base 214 to 2226 and encodes 670 amino acids. The transcript has 10 exons. Lineage: Eukaryota; Viridiplantae; Streptophyta; Magnoliopsida; Rosales; Rosaceae. The record is from RefSeq and is a predicted model, not a curated record.
AGAAUUUUCAGGCUUUCUUUCUCCAAAUUCUCUCUCCAAAUGUUUCUCUCUCACUCUCACCCGCGCUUUUUCCCCUAAAUUCUCCCAAAAAUAAAAACCGCUGCCUGAUUUGAAACCACAGUCGCCGGCAGUCUCAGCUUCUCUGAUCGAUUUCAAGUUUCAGCUCAGGCCAAGAUCUGGAAUUCUAGGGUUUACAGAAAAGGGGGUGAAAAAAUGCAGAGGCAAACUAGGCUCAUGGAGAGGAACAACUCCAUGAGAGGGAAGAGGCAAGCGGAAGGGGGAGAGGAGGAGCAGCCGGAGCGGAAGAGGCCAGCUCUCGCUAGUGUAAUUGUUGAAGCUCUGAAGGUUGACAGUCUGCAGAAGCUGUGCUCGUCACUGGAGCCUAUUCUUCGAAGAGUUGUCAGUGAAGAAGUGGAACGGGCUUUGGCCAAGUUGGGCCCUCCAAGACUUAAUGGAAGGUCUUCCCCCAAACGGAUUGAAGGUUCAAACGAGCGGAACUUGCAACUACAGUUUAAGUCCAAUCUGGCUCUCCCCAUCUUCACAGGAGGGAAAGUUGAAGGCGAGCAGGGAGCUUCAAUUCAUGUUGUUCUAGUUGAUACGAACUCUCGCUGUGUUGUAACAUCUGGACCUGAAUCCUCUAUAAAACUAGAUAUUGUUGUGCUUGAGGGUGAUUUUAACAAUGAAGAUGAUGAAGGCUGGACUCAAGAAGAAUUUGAAAGCCACGUGGUCAAAGAGCGUGAAGGAAAGAGACCUCUAUUGACUGGGGACCUGCAAGUGACACUGAAGGAAGGGGUAGGGACAAUAGGGGAUCUGACUUUUACUGAUAACUCAAGUUGGAUACGGAGCAGGAAGUUCAGGCUUGGAUUGAAAGUUGCAUCAGGAUUUUGUGAGGGAAUGCACAUCCGUGAAGCGAAAACAGAAGCUUUUACUGUUAAAGAUCACAGAGGGGAAUUAUACAAGAAACAUUACCCACCAGCACUAAAUGAUGAAGUAUGGAGACUGGAGAAGAUUGGAAAGGAUGGGGCAUUCCAUAAGCGGCUGAACAGUGCAGGAAUACACUCAGUUGAACAGUUUCUUCAGCUUGUGGUCAAAGAUCCUCAAAGAUUACGUAGUAUCCUUGGAAGUGGCAUGUCAAAUAAGAUGUGGGAAGCUCUCGUAGAGCAUGCAAAGACUUGUGCCCUUAGCGGAAAGCUUUAUGUUUAUUAUCCUGAAGACACAAGAAAUGUUGGUGUUGUUUUUAAUAACAUCUACGAGCUCAGUGGCCUGAUUGCUGGGGAACAGUAUCAUUCUGCCGAUACUCUUUCUGACAGCCAGAAGCUCUAUGUAGAUACACUUGUAAAGAAAGCAUAUGAAAAUUGGGAUCAGGUUAUUGAGUAUGAUGGUAAGUCACUUCUGAGCAACAAUAAAAAUAAAAGGUCAGCUGCAGACCACAACGAAUUUCACAUGCGUUCAAUCAGUUACCCUAGUUCUUCAGACCAGCAGCCUCGACUGACAAAUUCAAUUCCCUCGGAACAGACUCUUCUAUCUAAUUCGCCCCUACCAAUUGGAGUUUUUGCGUAUAACCUAGAUCUACUUUCUAGAGCUAUUUUUAUGUGUAGAUACGUCAUGAUGAUCCGAAUACACAUAUUUUUAGAAUUGGCAGGGUAUAAUGAUAAUCUCUCAACAAGAUAUUUGACCCAGCAACCAAUUGUCAAUUCAAAUUCCCGUGCCCAGUUUGAAGGCACCUCGUUUGCACUAGAUGGCCAGUUGAUCAACAGCUCUCAUCAGCCUCAAAACAUAGCAAAUGAUGCUAAUGCUGUUGGGCUUGCCCUUGGUCUUCCACAGUCAUCGACAUCAGGAUUUCAGGCUAUUAAUGCUUCUGUUCAGCCAUCUACUCUUAAUCCCUUAGAUGACUGGGGAACGAACAGAGAAAAGGGAGGUGAUGACUUCUUUUCAGAGGAAGAUAUUCGCAUCAGAAGUCAUGAGAUGCUUGAAAACGAGGAUAUGCAGCACUUGCUCAGAAUCUUCAGUAUGGGAGGCCAUGGCUCUAUUGAUAUGCCUGAUGAUGGAUAUGCAUUCCCAUAUAUGCCAUCUCCAAUGCCCAACUUUGAUGAAGAUCGCACACGUCCUGGCAAAGCUGUUGUGGGGUGGCUGAAAAUCAAGGCAGCUAUGAGAUGGGGUUUCUUUGUCAGAAAGAAAGCAGCUGAAAGGAGGCGGGCACAGCUUGUGGAGUUAGAUGAUGAAUAGAAGCAUAGCAAAGAUGCUAUAAGGUUCUUCUUGCUAUGAGGUCUUUCUAUGUGGUGAUUAUUAUUCCAUGAAUCAAGUCUUCCUUUGCACUUCAAUGUUAUUCUGCAAAUUAACUCGUAACUAUCAACCAGAACCAGCCACAAGUUUGAGGUAUUGGCACUGAUUGAAAAGUGAAAGCUUUAGCCUUGGUAAAUGACUGACACUUGCUGUAGAUCUGAUUGAUAGCAAGGAAUAUUUUCUUGUACAGGUGCCUGUACAGUAAGUAGUUUGUUUUAUUUUUCUUACUUGUGAAGUUUUUGUGGUUUCCUAAGCAGUCUUCUAUCCAUUUGUGAAUGUCUUAUUGCCUCCCUUGUUGACAUCUUAGGGUUUACUUCCAGUAUGUUUAGGUAGGGACCCAAUGUGUUUUAAUCAUGCUCAAGAAUGCUGUCUAGUGUUUUAUAUUGUCUUAGUUUAUGUAUUUUGGAUUGACUGAAUAUAUGAAGUAUAUUUUUACUU